AACGAGAGUGGGCGGGGCAUUGCUCUCUUUCCUUUGAGCAGACGCGGAGGGCGGGGCUUUGCAGAGUCUCCUUGCUCACCUGCGGCUUGGACUCGCAGACUGUUUCUGUACUUUUGCGAUACUUUCUGUUGGGAGUUUGUACAAGGGAAAUUGGGAAUCAUUUGACUGCAAGACUCCGGGACUGAGUGAAUGCAGGGCGUUUUCAGCUCUUACUGAAAAGCUCGCCAUGGAAUGGAAUGAAAAUCCAGAGGUAUCUUGUGACUUAGCAUAUUCUGAAGCGCAAAGGUGGAUUGAGGAAGUCACUGGUAAAAACUUUGGAAACAAGGAUUUUCGCUCAGCUCUUGAAAAUGGGGUUCUGUUUUGUGACCUGAUUAACAAGAUUAAACCUGGAAUCAUCAAAAAAAUCAAUCGCUUAUCCACACCCAUCGCUGGCCUGGAUAAUAUCAACGUCUUUCUGCGAGCCUGUGAGACACUUGGAUUAAAAGAAGCGCAACUUUUUCACCCUGGGGAUCUUCAGGAUUUAUCGUCUCGAGUCACAGUUCGGCCAGAAGAGACUGACAGAAGAUUAAAAAAUGUUCUGAUUACUUUGUAUUGGCUUGGAAGGAAAGCACAAAGUGAUUCAUAUUAUAAUGGUCCUUACCUGAAUCUAAAGGCUUUUGAAGGAUUAUUGGGGCAAACAUUGAUUAAGGCACUUGAGGAAUCCACCAGCUCCAAACGAAGUGGCAGAGAUAGUGGUUGUAGUGAUUUGUGGUACAGUGAACAAAGAGACAGUCUUACGUCACCCCCUAUACAUAAAAGAGACGACUCCUGGGACAGUUUGGACUCUUUUGGUUCCAAGUCUUAUACAAGUUUCUCAUCAGACACAACCAUUAAAGGGAGCAGUGAAGGUGGAGAAAGUGAGACAGAAUCUGAACUUACCGACAAAAUGCAGGACAGCAGCAAAGACGACAUGUCCUACCGUAGGUUGUCAGCGAUGGAGCCUAAAGCGACCACAACUUUUAAUAAGUUUCUACCAAAUAAAGUCAAACAGUUCAAUUACAUGCCAGCACCGCUCAGAAAAAAGCGUAUAGACAAAAAUGAGGACAACAGGAGGAGCUGGGCAAGCCCAGUUUUCACUGAGCCAGAUGGAACAUUUUCCAGCAAUUCGGACUCUGAGGAUGAUGGGCCACUGCCGGAUUUGGUGCUUGAUGAUUUUGCACAGAGAAAAUUUCAUUUAAACAACAAGUCACCUAUUUCUACCACCUCUGGUCAUUUUUUAAAAUGUCAAAAUCACCUUUUAAGUAAGGUUAUGCCACCCACCUCUCAGACACUGCCACACAGCCAAGACCAGAAAACUGAUGGACAGAAGCAAACUAAAACUGUGUUAAAGGAUUCCUUUGAAUACUCCAGUCUGACAUCAGAUGAAGAUGACGACUUUACAAGAGAUGUUCCAAAUAUUGUGAAUGAUGAUUUAUAUGUAAGAAAAGUUGGCGUGCCUGCUCCUCAGUCCAAGACUUCAUUUGAUAUGUUUUUGCCCAAUUUCUCUGCACAAGAGGAUGAUCAACUUAGAAAGCAAAUUCGAAAAGGAAUGUGUUCAAGACCCUGGUACAAUGAGUUUCAGGGUUUCAGUAAGAAUUCUGCGCAGAAUUUCAGCUUUCUGUUGACAUCUGGCCAUGGGUCAGCUUUGACGGAAAAUGUUGAUUCAGCAUUGAACAGAGAUCCUGUUUCACAGUCCUCCUCAUGCACAAAAAAGGACAUGGAUGACACAGAUGCAUCCGAAAAACCAAGUCAAUUUUUAUUACUUCAGGCGCUACAAAAGAUGUCAUAUGAUGCCUUGACAUCUAAAACAAAAAGUGACCCUACAUCUGGUCCUAGAGUUGUUACUUCCUGUCAGAAGCCAAGCAAUCAGAAUGAAGACACCAUGGAAAUGUUGCCCAAUCUACAAAAUGAUGAUUUUUUUACACGGAAAACCAGAACCUUUCAUCUCAAUCAAGUUAUCAACCUUGGGACUCCUUUAGUUCGUGUCUGUGAGAUAGAAAAAGAUAUUAUAUGUCAAUCAAAGCUGGAGGAUUCAGAACUUCCAGAUUUAGUGAAGGAUGAUAUGACGAUACGCAGAGUUCAGAAUGAACCAAAGGAAAUACAUUUAUCAGGUGCUCCGGACAAUUACCACCCUGUGCCUUUUCCAGAGCCAUGGACUCUACCAGAAAAUAUACAAUCCAAAUUCCUUUGCACUGUGACUAAAAAGCAAGAAUCUGCUAAAGAGGAUAAGUGUGGCGGUGUGAUAAAAAUGUCUGACAAACUGAAGAAAGAUGAUAUGUUGACUAGGAAAGUAAACUUGUGUCAGACUUCCAAUUCUUUAACACCAAAAAGUUUUAUUCCUGGGCCCUGCAAUGACAAGGACUUCAAAAAGUGGGAAUGGAUUAGGGAGGCCAGCAAAGCAAGGCAUAAGAAAAGACUGCUGGUUGAAAGACUUAAGGAAAAGCUAUCCAUUAACUCAGGGAGCAAGUCAUUGGAAGCAAUCACCGCAGAUGAGCUGAUUAGCAACAGACAAGUUCGCUUUGAAGAAUUGCAGAAGAUAAGAACUCAGCUACAGGACCAGGAUCAGAAGUGGCAGGAUGAUUUAGCAAAAUGGAAGAGUCGACGGAAAAGCUUCACUUCAGAUAUGCAGAAGAAGAAAGAAGAGAGAGAAGAGUUGGAAAAGAUAUCAUAUGAAAGUCCAGAGCGAACAUACAAAACAUUCCGAGAGAUGCAACAGGAGAGGGAAACCCGAAAUCAAGAUAAUUAUUACAUGAGCAAAGAAAGUUCAGAAGACAGGAAAAUGUACUCUUCCAAUGAUGAUGUUUUUGGUGAUGCACCUUCAAAGCGUAUGCUGGAAAGAAGCUAUACUGUUGCAGUAGAAGCCCCCUAUUCCAUGGGUAAGGGCACAUCCAGUGUCCAAAACAAGGAAAACGACAGAGGUGUAAUAUCCGAACUGCUUCCAACAUCUAAUUCUACAUUUGAAACAGAUGGAACUUACUCUUCAAAGGCAAAUACCAGUUACGUCGAGCAGGGCCCAGAAAAUUCUAAUACCAAAACAUCCAGAUCGCUAUUUGAAAGAACUUACACAGUGGAAUCCGGCGCACCUUACAGCAAUAAGAAAGAAACAAUUCAUUCCAUCACAAGUUAUGAAAAGCAAGACAAUGGCCCACCUAUGAAUUCCAGUAGCCUGCUAGGCGAGCAGCAUUCUUACAGCUCCUUUGUUACAGAAAGUAAACCUAUUCCAGGUUUAGCUUCUUUGCCAAGGAGUUACCAGAAAAAUGAUACUUCAAGAAUAACGUCAGUAGUUACCCCCAGGCCAUUUGGAAUCCAGUCAAAGGGAAUCACGUCACUUCCUAGAUCUUUCACAGUAGACGAUUCUUUUAAGUACAAUGGGGAUCUUGGUUCAACAAAGAAUAAUUCAGCAUUUAACUCCUACAUUAAAGUUGAGGAGAAACCCAACAGAAUUAAACGGAGUGAAGAGAAUGAUGAGCCAGAUGAAAAGGAAAGCAUUAGAAGAAGUCAUUCACCUAAACCAUUCCCUGGGGUCAGUGCCGCUCCAGAGAAACGUAUUAUUUCAGAAUCCGUUAAUGUCACAUCUUCUGCAAGAGGGGUAGAUCAAACCAAGGUUCCAGGGCCUCUGGACCAGUACAGCGACCUGCGAAUCAGCAUUAACCAGAAACCUGGAAGCAGCCUUGACUUUGGGUUUAAAACAAGCUGGAACAGUUCUGGGGUCUUUGUAAAGUCUGUUGAUAUAGGGAGUCCAGCAGAAUUUUGUCAGCUACAUGUAGACGAUGAAAUUCUAUCUGUCAACGGAACAAAGGUUUCAUCAAUGGACUACAACCAGUGGGUGGAAGCAAUGGAUCAUGCUGUAGAAACUGGAAACCUAGCUAUGGAUGUCAGGCGAUAUGGCAAGAAUGACUGGGGCAGAGACCCACCUUCCCUGCCAUACAAAAGCCAUAAAACCCUCAAUCUGACCAGUAUGGAUACAAAACUUAUAGGUUCUCCUGAAAAUAAAUGGAUUGAUGCAAGCAGAUCACAAAGCACUUCUUUGAAAAAAGAUGUCCCCGACUCUGGAAAUGCAAGGAGUCAGUUAAAUGGCAUCCAGGAUUCUACACCGAAAGAAUCUGAAUCUAUUUCUUUGAAAAAUUAUAAAAGAAGGUCACAGUUUUUUGAGCAAGGAAGUUCGGAUUCUUCAUUACUUGAUAUGCCCGUACCUUCAAUUAAUGUUUCCACACGCCGGUCUUGGGAUCCAGAAGAUGAAAGGAAACGUCAGGAAAAGUGGCUUCAGGAACAAGAACAAAUUCUGCAGGAAAAAUACAAGCGCGAGCAAGAACAACUAAGAGAAGAGUGGGAACGUGCUCAACAGGAAGCAGAAAAGGAAAGAUUUCACCAAAUUCAGCAAGAACAGGUCCAUUCCAGCUUGCCCAUAACAUCACAGUCAUCAUACUGGAAAACAUUUGGCUCUGAUUUGCACAGCAGUGAAGAGGAAAAUAGACAGAAAGAAAGUUCAGAAGAGGAACUAGAAAGUGAGAGACAAUGGAAAAGAGCAGAAGAGGAAAGGUUGAAAUAUUUGGAAGCUCAACGUCAUCAUGAGGUAGAGGAACAAAGACGUCAGUUGGAGGAAGAAACUAACCGCCGCCAGACAGAGGAAGAAAACCGUCGUCGUCAGGCAGAGGAAGAAAACCGUCGUCGGCAGGCAGAGGAAAAUGAAAGAAAACGUCAAGAGGAGGAAAGGAAGAGAAAGGAAGAAGAAAUGCGUCUUCAGAGAGCUGCUGAAGAAGAAAGGCAUCAAAAGAAACUCCAGGAAGAGGAACAGAAACAAAAUGCUUCUGAAAGAAUUUAUGGAAGGAAUAAUGUUGGUUUGGAAUCUGAUGAUUAUCAUACCCCAGGCAAUGGAAUAUCUGGGAGGCCGAAGUAUGGCUUAGCCCACUGGCUAAUUGAAGAUGAACAAAAAAGAAAAAACACGAAGUUCUCUCAAAGCAGUGUGCCAUCAGAAUUGGAGGCCAAGAGAAAACAAAUAUUUAAUCAGAUGAAAUACCCUGAGCGUUACAGAGGAGAUCACACUGAUUCUGGCACCAGUGAGGACACAGGAAAUGUGCAACAACGACCAUACAGGGAACAAUUGCAAGGUUCAGCAGAAGUUGAGAGGCAGCGGAUCAUUCAGGAAAUGAGGAAAAAGGCACCACUCAAUAAUGACAACAGCUGGAUUAGGCAGCGCAGUUCUAGUAUGACAAAGGAAGCAUCAACCCUUCCUAACUAUAUGAGAAGAGGGGAAUCUUUAGAUAACCUUGACUCCACCUCAGGUUUGCAAAGGGUGUCGCCUUGGGCAAAUCAGUCCUCAUCUUAUAACUCGUUGUCAUCGAGUCAAGACUUCAGCCGACCAUCCCAGGUUGUUUCCACAUCUAAUCGUACCUUUUUGCGCAACUCAUCCAAUAGUUUGCCACAGUCUGCUGCUGGCCCCUCUAAGAGUGCCUCUCUUCCCCAGUCUUCUGCAGUGUCCCAAACAUCCAAUCAGCAACGCAACAAGUCAGUGAGUGGGAAGAAAUUGUGCUCUUACUGUAAUAACAGUCUGGGCAAAGGAGCGGCCAUGAUCAUCGAAUCUCUUGGUCUUUGUUUUCACUUACAUUGUUUUAAGUGCGUUGCAUGUGAGACCGACCUUGGAGGUUCAGAAUCUGGAGCUGAAGUCCGAAUCCGUAACAGUGAGCUGUACUGCAACAGCUGCUACAUCAAAUUCAAAAUGGGACAGCCAACCUCUAUGUGAAGGCACUGUCAGCCCAGAGCCGCUUGAAGAUGUAUCAGAAGAGGAAGGAUCUGAUGAGGAUAUGAAUGUGUAGCUGCAAAGAUGGGAUUGUGUUUUUAAACAUCUAUUGUUGACAUAGUAAGGCCUAGCAAUCUUGUAUUUUUGUAUUGCCUCUUGCAUUGGACCUUUCCCUCUGAGAUAUUUAUGAAAAGGUAAUCAAAUCUGCAAUAUUAUAUUUUCAGUGUUCUGAAUGCAGUAUGUAAAAAUAAAGUCUCUAUUUGUUUUUUCUAAAUAUUUUUGAAUCUUUCAGCUUUUCCACAUUUUUUUGGCAUCUGAAGAGAUUUUGUGGAAAAAUAAACCUAAUAUUUAAGAAACAAUGUUGCAAAAUAAUUAUAGAUUUUACUAUUGCCGUCUAUAGAACAAAGUGAAAUCAAAUGCACUCAACCUUUAAUGUUUUUUUGUUACUUCUCUCCACACGUAUUUAAGUUUGCUAAGCAUUAUGUAAGUACAGUAUACAUGCUUCGAGGUGAAGGCUGUACAUACUCUUCACUUUACAGUAUUGAGUUCUCUUUCCAGGAAUCUAGAACUGAAAGAUCCUGCUGACUGCUAUUCCAAAAAUGAUUACUGAAAAUGCUUUUUUUCCUCAAGGUAUUCGUUAAGAAAAUAUUUACUGUUUUUCCUUUGUUUUGUAAAUAAAAAUGUAUUUUGACUGCA
Xenopus tropicalis (tropical clawed frog) is the source of this 6451-nucleotide messenger RNA. It is a transcript of the gene lmo7, whose product is annotated as LIM domain 7 protein. Gene Ontology annotation, cellular component: actin cytoskeleton. Gene Ontology annotation, molecular function: actin binding. The record is from RefSeq and is a predicted model, not a curated record. The coding region runs from base 227 to 5758 and encodes 1843 amino acids. Gene Ontology annotation, biological process: regulation of signaling; actomyosin structure organization; regulation of cell adhesion. The transcript has 34 exons. Lineage: Eukaryota; Metazoa; Chordata; Amphibia; Anura; Pipidae.